Alternaria metachromatica is the source of this 2022-nucleotide messenger RNA. RefSeq lists its product as uncharacterized. Bases 1 to 2022 code for a protein of 673 amino acids. The record is from RefSeq and is a predicted model, not a curated record. The transcript has 5 exons. NCBI's taxonomy places the organism in Eukaryota, Fungi, Ascomycota, Dothideomycetes, Pleosporales, Pleosporaceae.
AUGCCGACCCCAGAAUCCGAGAUACUGAAGCCACUCGACGCCUCCAACACCAAUUCCGACGACUGGGAGAUCUUUGUCCUGAGCGAUGCGCGCAUCGUCUUCGAAAGCAAUGGCAAGCCUACGAGCCUUCUUGCUGCGUAUGCAGACACCCCACUCCGCGUGGAAGGGCGACUGGAGACUCCAGGGCGUAGCCAGCUGAAAUACCUUUUGAAGAAACCGUACAAGCCCAUGGAAAUCGAAAUACAACAUGUGACGCGCUUCUCCUACGGCGAAAUGACCGACGGCGCAUACGUAAUUUGGGCACAAGGCCAGGCAGGCUGGUUCGAGAUACGACCGACCGCGCAGUACAAGCCCAUCUACGACCAGAUGGUCCAGGCUGUGGAACUUCUAUACUUUGUCACAGACAUAUACGGCGAGUCGCGGAAGAAGAGUAGCGGGCCCAGUGCUGAGCUGGUCUUCCAAGAGUAUGCAGAGGACGAGCGCUUUCCUUGCAACGAUGUGGCCACGGCUGAGAGACUAUUCGACCAACAUCAUCUGUUCCUCAUGAUGUGCUUUCUGAACAAAGCCCAGGGACUGAGCUGGAGUAACACGCCUAUCUAUCAACGUUUCAGACGGCGGUUUCCGGUAGGAAGCAUGGAGCUCGAACAUAAAGACUUCGAUAACUGUAAGGCACGGAUCGAAGGGCGCUAUUCUCAGAUCCAACCCGAACGCUCAGUGAGGACCCAGAAGUCCGCAUCUGCACCAAUGGCAGCUUCCAAAACGGCACAAGCGAAUGCGACACCGAAACCAACGGAAGCGCCGAAGAAAGACGACAAUUGGUGGGAGGCGGCCGCACUCUUCGAAUUUAUGCAGAAAGCAGUGAACCAACGGGUUCUACGAGCAGGACGGAAUCACAUAACGGUGGAUCGCGUUGCCGAACUCAUUGUCAGGCGAUACGAGAUUGAGGAAGUGGACACUGCGAAGAAUGUGCUUCUGGUACACGCACAGAAUCUGUGCUACAUGAUGGACCACCCGCGGCGGAAGAACAUACAAUUCUUUGCCGCCGAACCUAUAUAUCAAGAGCUGUCAGCCGGCCACACACUUCCCGCAGCCGAACAACGGCGAGCUGAAGGGGUGGAACUGAAACCACGGAAAGAUCACGGAACUCUGAGAGGCGGUGAAAGCGGUUCUUCAGAUACGUCUGACGAAGAAGAUGACGCCAUAACAACACCUGUGCGUAGACCACCGGGUAGACGGAAGCAAGGCCGGCUUUCUGUGCUGAGACCUACGAGUGGAAAGUUUUCUGGCAAGAGCAAAGGGAUCAGCAUUAAGCCAGGGAGACAGAAAGGCGGAAAGGGAAAAGCACCCGUGCCGGCAAGUGACGACUCGGAAGCCGAGCAAAGCAGCAACGCUACAAGUAGCGAUGAAGACGAUGAGGAAGAAGGCAUCGACACACCAACUCACGCCCUAUCACCAGGUCGAGAGAAGAGAAAACUAGACGACACGGACGGUGACCAAGACGAGAAGGAUCGACGAAAACGUACAGCCAGUGCAUCCAUAGCACCUGAGUCUCCACCCACAACUGGCGACUCGGACUCUGCCUCUGAAGGAGUCAGCGCCGUACCACCUCUGCCGCUGCGUAACCGGCCCUCCCAUCUCCCUCCCCAUGCGAACCCAGCAUCAUCAUCAGGAAACACUAAAUCAUUAGUGUCACCACCGAUAAUAUCAACACCCUUACCGACAUACGAAGCUAAUGGCCCCCGCGACUCCUGGAUCUGCAAUUUCGACGGUUGCACGCAGAAAAUCUACGGAUGCAGUAAAGAGUUGGGUAGACAAUUGAUCACAGAACACUUGGAAGAUCACAGUCGAGGGCGAGAGAAGGUUGUUGGCAUUCUUUGGAGAGAACAGGAUAGAUUGAAUCUGCCUGUUAGCAACUUGAUCAAGAAAAUCCGCGAAAUGAACGAGGCGGCUACGCCGCUGUUCCCGGUGCCUGGUGCUCCGGCGACGGCAGUGCAGCCGAAGCCUAUACAAAGACCUGUGUAA